UGCACAGUAGAUCGCGAAAAUAUGCGGAAAAUUAUUGCUUACAUCGGUUUUAUAGCGCUUUUCCAGAGUUGCUUGACUGAAACGCCGGAAAAUUAUCUCCUCAAAACACACAGUCUUCCCUCGGACCUGAAUUUCAUGCCCACCCUGGGCAAUGGCCACGUGGGAUACACGAUCUUCGGAGAUGCGAUCUUCAUGAACGGAGUCUACAACGGAGCCGGCGGAAACAGCAAGCGGGCUCGCAUUCCCAACUGGAUAAAUAUCAGCACGGAAGCUUGUGAUCGCUUCGGUUGUGCCACUGACAACGAUGUGGUAAAUGGAACCAGCUACGAGAUGGAUCUCCGAGAUGGCUACUUCCGGGUUCUCACAACAUACAAAAGUCUAGGGAUUUCAGUGGAACAAAGAACCUAUCCGCACAAGUACUACAAUCGUGCUUUAGUCUAUGAAGUGGUGGCUAAUAGACUUGCCGGCCGAAACUCAAGGAUUAACUCUCCAAAGUUCCUAAGGCUAACCCAAUUCGCUGGCAACUCCAGUGAUGCCUUCGACUUCGUAGUGAUCAACAAUGGCAGCUCAGCCAGCGGAGAUUACCGCACACUUCGCGGACGAACAAAGGUGGUUGAGAACGAGCAGUUCCAACCAGAUCCUCAGGAGAUCUUUGUUCUCUUCAGUGAAUCCUUGGAGCAACCCCUCGAACUGCAGUGGCCCACGUGGCAGGAUCAAUUAAGCCAUCGAGUUAUCCUUACCAUAGACAGAGACGAAAGUGUGGCACGAAAGGAACUGCAGGAUGUGCUUCAGUUGAGCGCCGGUAAUCUUCUCCAGAAACACACCCAAUCGUGGAACAGUUUCUGGGACAAUGAAUUCUCCAUUGAAAUCAAGGGUGAUGCUCUGGAAUUGUCGCAGAUUGUAAAUGCUGGCAUAUUCUAUAUAGUAAGUUCCCUUCCGUCACUGAAAACCAAUCAGAAAAACGAACCCUUCUAUGGAUUAAGCCCUACUGGCUUGGGGCGUGGCAAUCUGGAGGCGGAUUACCAGGGGCACAACUUCUGGGACACGGAGAUCUGGAUGCUGCCGAUAGUCUCGCUAUUCGGCUUGGAUUAUGCAAAAGAGGUUCUGGGCUAUCGCAGCAGAAAGCUGGAGGCAGCUAAAUAUCAUGCAAAUGCCACUGGUUACAAGGGAGCUAGAUUUCCCUGGGAGAGUGCCUACACUGGCACAGAGGUCACCAAUCCCUGUUGUCCCGAGGUGGCGGAACAGGAGAUACAUAUAUCCCCCGAUAUAUCAUUUGCCAUCCAAAAAUUUUUCGCCCAAUCAAACGAUAGCGAAUGGACCUGUGGCACUGCGUGGCCCAUUACCGCCGAUGUGGCCGAUUUCCUCGUGAGCCGAGCCACCUGUGAUGAUUCCUCCAAAACAUGCCACUUGCUAAACGUCAUGGGACCCGAUGAAGAUCAUGCGAAUGUUAACGAUAAUGUGUACACCAAUGCUGUGUCCAAAAUUGCACUAAACUUUGCCGAAUGGUUGGCCAAGCAUUGUGGUAAUGCCAGCACGGAACGUUUGGAAAAAUGGCGCGAGGUCAGCGAUGGUUUGGUGAUUCUAUGCGAUGAGAGCCUAAACUAUCAUCCCGAGUAUGAGGGCUAUGUCCGCGACACCAUUAUCAAGCAGGCAGACACCAUUCUCCUCGGAUACCCAUUGAAUUUCGAUAAAGGCUCCACACACAUUAAUGAUCUACGGUUUUACGCAAACGUGACCCGCGAAUCAGGUCCUGCAAUGACUUGGUCCAUGUUCGCAGCCAACUACCUCCGAAACUUCGAGCUAACACUGGCGAAUGAGUAUUUCGAGCGUGGCUACAAGAGCUACGUACGACCCGAGUUUAAGGUGUGGAGUGAAACGCCCAUGGGCUACGAUGGCUCGGCGAACUUCCUCACCGGCAUUGGUGGUUUCCUGCAAGCUCUGAUCUUCGGUUACGGUAGCUUGGAUUUCGGACGUACUGAUGACGACCAAUUUAUGAUGUUUUUUGGCAUAUCUCUGACGCCGCCAAAUGUUGAAGAAGUCUUUAUCAACUCUAUUCCAUACGGGCAGGGUGCUAAAUGUACAUUUCGAUUUAAAAACAGAUACUCUGAAAUUUCGUGUUACGACAGGAUUGGUAAGGGCUUUCAGAUGUCCCAAGGCCAGAAGAGAACUAUUCUUGGCAGAUCGUUUACCUUGACCCGCCAGAAUGAAGAUCCUCCCAUCGCGAUCAGCUUUUUAAGAUAAAUCCAAAGUGUAUUUGAAUAAAUAUGAAGAAAAUUA
Messenger RNA from Drosophila mauritiana, 2277 nucleotides. RefSeq names its product protein-glucosylgalactosylhydroxylysine glucosidase. The transcript has 6 exons. Gene Ontology annotation, biological process: carbohydrate metabolic process. Lineage: Eukaryota; Metazoa; Arthropoda; Insecta; Diptera; Drosophilidae. Gene Ontology annotation, molecular function: catalytic activity. The record is from RefSeq and is a predicted model, not a curated record. The coding region runs from base 22 to 2241 and encodes 739 amino acids.